AUGUGUUGCAGUUGCUGCAGUGUCCGCCAACAAAAGAUCUGGGUGUUCACCUUGGGAGGACUAAUCCUGGCUGUAGGGAUUUUUUUGGCCUCAGCCUGGCCUGCUGUGUCUCGCCAAUGGAUUCGCAGUAUUUUGCCCUUGGCCCCCAAUUCCUUCAUAUACAAACGCUGGGUGACCACGCCAAUGCCGCUGUACAGCACAAUCUACCUCUUCAACUGGACUAAUCCAGAGGAUCUGAACACCGAGGGCGUUAAGCCCAACUUUGAGCAGCUGGGUCCGUACACUUUCAGUGAGUUCAAGGUUAAGGAAGAUUUGCAGUGGGAUCAGCAAGAGGUGACUUAUUUUGGCAAGCGCACCUGGCACUUUCUCCCCGAAAAAUCAAAUGGCUCGCUGGAGGAUUUAGUUGUGGCUCCGCAUUUUCCAUCAUUGACAGCCGCUUUCUAUUCGCGCCGAUUACGCCGCAUUGUGCGCAAGGUCAUGAACUUUGCCCUCAAUCGCGAGGGCGGCUCCACCCACAUGACCCACACGGCUGGUCAGUGGCUCUUCGACGGCUACUACGACCAUCUGCUGGACUUUGUGGAGCAGCUGCAUUCGCCAUUGUUUCCCGUUAACAGCAAUACAUUUGGCUGGUUUUACGAGAGGAACAACUCCAAGACGGCUGAGGGUAACUUUACGGUCCACACUGGCCGUGGAGAUCUCAGCCGGAUGGGAGAUCUGCUCCUGUGGAAUGGUCAAAAUACAACUGGUUAUUAUCCCGGCGAGUGUGGCAAGGUCAAUGGCAGCACGGGGGAACUCUGGUCGCCGGACAGGAAAUGGAAUCAGCCCACCUCCAUUUUUCUACCCGAUGCAGCGCGUUACCUGAACCUUUUCCCCAUGGAAAACCUGACUGUCGAUGGGAUAGCCGUGUGGCGCUAUGAGUCCACCAAUCUCACCCUAGACAAUGGCCAGUUGUCACCGGACACCAAGUGCUUUUGCCUCGAGAAUCGCGAGUGUCCGCGCAACGGAGUCCUGGAUUAUGGACCGCCCGCCUUCAAUGGUCCGUUCUACAUGUCGCAUCCGCACUUUUAUCUCACGGAUGAAAUGUACAGGGAGAACACCACGGGUCUGCAGCCCCAGGAAUCCAAGCACGGAAUGUUUGUGAUUAUGGAACCCACUCUUGGUAUUCCAUUGAGCCUGAGGGGCCAGCUCAUGAUUAGCACGAGAGUAGAGCGCGAUGAGGCAAUCGACUUAUUCAAGGAUGUGGCCUAUGAUCACUAUGCUCCCCUUUUUACUAUGAAAAUUCAUGCGGAAUUAGAUGAAGGCCUUACAAGCUUACUCAAGCUUGCCUUAAAUGUAGCGACUAUUGGAAUGUUUACGGGAAUCGGAUUACUUCUCUUGGGACUAUCAGUGAUCAUAUUGGGCUUAUUUCUCACAGAGAAUCACAAGUGGUACAACGAACAAAAGACCGGUUGA
Messenger RNA from Drosophila subpulchrella, 1452 nucleotides. Its product is annotated as protein croquemort. NCBI's taxonomy places the organism in Eukaryota, Metazoa, Arthropoda, Insecta, Diptera, Drosophilidae. The transcript is spliced from 4 exons. The record is from RefSeq and is a predicted model, not a curated record. Gene Ontology annotation, cellular component: membrane; cytoplasm. The coding region runs from base 1 to 1452 and encodes 483 amino acids. Gene Ontology annotation, molecular function: scavenger receptor activity.